This is a messenger RNA of Fonsecaea pedrosoi CBS 271.37, 1629 nucleotides long. RefSeq lists its product as uncharacterized. The transcript is spliced from 2 exons. Gene Ontology annotation, biological process: positive regulation of transcription by RNA polymerase II. Gene Ontology annotation, molecular function: DNA-binding transcription factor activity, RNA polymerase II-specific; zinc ion binding; transcription cis-regulatory region binding. Lineage: Eukaryota; Fungi; Ascomycota; Eurotiomycetes; Chaetothyriales; Herpotrichiellaceae. The coding region runs from base 1 to 1629 and encodes 542 amino acids. Gene Ontology annotation, cellular component: nucleus. The record is from RefSeq and is a predicted model, not a curated record.
AUGAGUCUACGAAUAUCGACGCUCGAUCCGAACGAGCCCCGAGCCCUCAAAGAUUGUCGAACCUGUAAUAGGCGACGGAUCCGAUGCGACCGAUCAUUGCCCACGUGUAAGAAAUGCGCCCUCAAGGACCUGACCUGUCCUGGGUACGGCCUGAGGAUUCAGUUCGGGCAGGGAGUGGCAAGUCGAGGCAAACUGACGGGCAAAACGCUGCCUGUCCUGGAACCAGCUCCUCCUCAUCAGCCGCCACCGCCUGCGUCCUACACCAGGGAUAGUCCCAAAAGAGCGGCCCCCGGCGAGUUCUUGGAUUCACGAGAUGAUGGCCUCGACUCUUUCUUGCUCGCAGGGAACGAGCCAAUCACUGUGCCAUCCACUCUCCGCGAUGCAUUCCUACCCAGCCUCGACGAGACCACUCUCCACAAUCCCUUUGCGCUAAAUCUCGAUCCGUCAUCGUAUGCGCUGCCUCCGUAUCUCCAAAAUAGGCCGGUUAGACAGCUGGUCCUCUACUACGACCAUGUGGUGGCUACGGUCAUGCCCUGGGUCGAUGGACCGGAGAAUCCGUGGCGGACGGUGAUGAUUCCUCUUGCCAUGCGUUCGCCUUCGCUGCUUCUGGCCCUCCUAGCACUGUCCUCUAGGCAUUAUAGUACCAGAUCACAAUCACCUUGGCCCGGGGACUACGACUUUGGGUCGAGCAAAUACCGCGACCAAAGCUUGCGGCUCCUUGCCGAAGACCUGCGAACAGAGCUUGCAGAAGAAGCGAGUGUGGAUCGUCACGCUCGAGCCAGCGGCAUAUUGGCCACCAUCCUGGUUCUCUGCAACCUAGAGAUGAUCCGAAGCGACUCGGAAACAUGGAGUGUCCAUUGGAAAGCUGCCAGGACAAUCACUCAGCGCUGGACGGACACCAACCUUACAGCCACGGAUCUUGAUGAGACAUGUCGCUUCCUGGUCAAAGAAGCCUUUGUCUACGACGUCUUUGGCUCAUCCACCACGUUCGACGCUGACGGCCAGAUCCCCGGCACGGUUUUGACCGAAGCGGACGCGCACGUCUUUACGGAUUGGCUGCAGCUGGUCCAAGAAGUAACGUGCGCUGAAAGACGGCGUCAUCACAAUGCGUCGCCCAGCCAGGUUCCGCCAGACCUGGCAAAUAUGCGCAUCCUGCAAGACAGGUUCGAUUACGCACGAAAUCGAACUCUGGAGUUCAGCAAGAGUCUUGAAUUUGGCACACCGGAGUUGUAUAGCGACUUUGUAGUACUGGUUGAUAUUUUUCACUACGCGGGGCUUGCAUAUAGCUUCCAGGCUCUCCUGGAUCCCCAGGACUUUGCUCCCGUCAUAGAAACCUGCAUCAGUGGAGUCAUGACGAAAAUCGCCGAAAUUCAGAACAAGGAGGCGUACCAGCACGACCUGGUAUGGCCGUUGUUUGUCGUCGGAACACAAAGCAGGCUGAACAAGAACACACAAGCGUUUGCCGAUGCAAAGCUCCUUGAGGUGAUGCAGUCGACUGGCUUCUCCAACUGCUACCCAGCGCUCAAGUUUCUCCGGCGCUUUUGGAAGAGCGAUCCCCAUGUCGUGGUUGACUGGAUGCAAUUCGCCCGACAGGAAGCAAGCCAGGGUUUGAAUUUCCUGGUCAUAUGA